AUGUCAACAACGGCGGUCGAGCCUGGCGAGCGCUCCGAGACUCUAGGCACUCGGGACAAUGUCGCGGUAGACCACGCCAAAAGUCGUGCCAUUCUUGACGCCUGCAGUCGUGACGACAUUGAACAUCUCAAGGAGCUCGCAGUCAGCAAAGGGGGGUUCCUCUCGGAUGCUAUUCGAUUUCGCGCAUGGGCGGUCCUCCUCGGCAUUAGGCCUUCUCAUGCAGUCGCUCUUGAAAACGACACUUCAUCGCCAAAGCCUCAUUCCGAGAUCAAUGGAUCUGUUGAUGACACCUCUAAAGAGGCAGAUGCAAUCAAUAGACCAUGGACCACGCUUCCCCGGCACAGGGAUGAGGAUCAGGUCCGUCUAGAUGUCGACCGCAGCUUCAUAUACUAUCCCAAUGAUCAGUCUCAAUCUCAACUGGAAACCAAAAAGACUGAGCUCUCAGACUUAAUCACGGAAACACUUAGGCGACAACCCUAUCUGUGCUAUUUCCAAGGCUAUCACGAUAUUUGCCAAGUCUUCUUGCUUGUAUUGCCGCCCCAAUUGAGGGCCUCAGCGGUCGCCCGUCUUUCUGCGCUUCGGAUUCGAGACUUUAUGCUGCCCACCCUGGCGCCUGCCAUUUCUCAAUUGCGACUGAUUCCAGAUAUUCUGAAUGCGGUGGAUCCAGCAUUGUGUCGCCACUUGUCCCAGACUGAGCCCUUCUUCGCCCUGUCGGGAACACUGACCAUGUAUGCGCACGACAUACAAUCCUACAACUCCAUUGCCCGGCUCUUCGAUGCCCUGUUAGCCCGCGAGCAGAUAUUUAGCGUCUACAUGUUUGCUCAAAUUGUUUUGAAUCGACGAGAGGAGUUGUUCGAUACGCCAGAUAGCGAGCCUGAAAUGCUCCACUCGAUACUAUCCAAAUUACCUCAGCCUCUCGAUCUCGACAAGCUCAUUGCUGAUACCGCUGCAUUGUUUGAGAAACACCCGCCAGAGUCUCUUCGCUCCUGGCGUAGGAUAUCGAGCGCAAGCGUUCUCAAGACGGCUCGCAACGUCACAAUCUGUUCCAAGCAGACUCUUGAGGAUGGGCAUCGAUUCUUUGAGAAGCAGCUCAAGGAAAUGCAGUGGGCCGAGAGCCGCGAGAGAAUACUCAAGCAAAUGUGGGCAUACCGCAAGCCCGCUCGCGGCAUUGCACUAGCCGUCCUCAUUGGUCUGGCGGCCGUGUACAUACGGAAAUCACCUGGCACCUGGGGUUUCUUGGAAGCUCUAUGGUCAAAGCUGAGGUGA
Pestalotiopsis fici W106-1 is the source of this 1266-nucleotide messenger RNA. RefSeq lists its product as uncharacterized. The record is from RefSeq and is a predicted model, not a curated record. Gene Ontology annotation, biological process: positive regulation of GTPase activity; endoplasmic reticulum to Golgi vesicle-mediated transport. Gene Ontology annotation, cellular component: endoplasmic reticulum membrane. The coding region runs from base 1 to 1266 and encodes 421 amino acids. NCBI's taxonomy places the organism in Eukaryota, Fungi, Ascomycota, Sordariomycetes, Amphisphaeriales, Sporocadaceae. The transcript has 3 exons. Gene Ontology annotation, molecular function: GTPase activator activity.